UCCGGCGGAUUAUGGUCUAAUCGCCCUAAUUUUAUUGUCGUUAUUCCUAUGCGUAUUAAUGACUUUGGUGACUCGGUGGGACACGCACGAUCGCAAAGACGAAUAGAGGACAAACCUUAUUUACCUUUCGCAGUAAUCGGCCAAGGAAAUCGAAUGCAAAUAUGAUGGCUGUACGCGACAAUGAUUAUCUUUUUUUGGCAAUUUUAUUGUGCUUUGUUAAUCACCGGUUAACCGCGAGGUAUGUAAAUUUCUACGAAGGGGCGUAAACGUUCCCAACUCUAUAAAUCAUUAACCCCGCGAUCCACCAAUCAUCAGUCGCCCGCCUGUGAUUCAAAAUAAUCUUUGGUGUAAUUUUAUUAACCCCGGUGACGACUACGUGUUAUUGUAUAGGAAGAUUUUUCCCGUUUUCGUAUCGGCGAAUCAAAAUGGUCAUUAAUAGUUCAGUUGUAUUGUUCGUUGUUGCGAUGGUUCUCCAGCAUUCCCAUUGUAAACCAACACAUCGAUUCGUUAGAGAAAAUAGCAACGAAGAUGAGCCUAGGAUCAAUAGAAUUAAAGAAUAUCUAAGCCAGUUACAAGGAUAUGGACCAUUUGGCUCUACAUCUCAAUCGCAAUCGUCUUCAACACCAACACAUCAGCCAGAUUCAUCAACAUCAUACCAGCCAGAUUUAUUAACAUCAAAUCAACAAGAGACCGCAGCUGGGCCUGAACCAGAAGAAACUAAGGUACAGCCUUCCAUAAUGGCUAGAGACGGAAGCACUUCAUCAACUGGAUUCCCGUCCUAUACAAAUUACAUGCCGAGUCAAUUAAGUCAAUAUCAAAAUCAAAUUCCCAACCCAAGUCAAUUUAGCCAGUACCAGAACCAAAUACCACAAUCGAUAAACCCAGGUCAUUACUUGAAUUCCAAUUCUGCAGGUGGAUCAGGUACAGGUCAAGGUCAAUAAACAAUGUCGACAUAUAUCAAAUAUACAUUGAUAAGAUUUAGAUAAUUUUGAAAAAAAAAUUUAUACAGAAAAAUAAACAAAUCUGAAUUUUUA
This is a messenger RNA of Rhopalosiphum padi (bird cherry-oat aphid), 1034 nucleotides long. RefSeq lists its product as uncharacterized. The transcript has 2 exons. NCBI's taxonomy places the organism in Eukaryota, Metazoa, Arthropoda, Insecta, Hemiptera, Aphididae. The coding region runs from base 426 to 941 and encodes 171 amino acids. The record is from RefSeq and is a predicted model, not a curated record.